ACUAUUAAUUAGCCAAAUAAGUGUAAAAGCUAUAAAAAUGGCAAAGACCCUCAAUUCCAUCUUCUUCACCUCUCUUCUGCUCGUUGUCUUGUUCAUAUCGGCCGAAAUCCCCAAGAGCGAGGCGUCAUGUACGAAGUUUUUAGGCGAAGCCAUAGUGCCGUACCCAUGUAAAGAGAGCGUUUGUGAAGCUCAAUGCGCGGAGCAUUACCACGAGUCAUGUAGAGGAGAGUGUGAGGAUCAUGACCAUGGAGUGCAUUUGACAAAUGACCAUGAAGAGCAUUGCCACUGCUAUGGUCAUUAUUAAACUAUCAAAGUUUACGAAUAAACUCGUAUCGAAUUAAAAAUUAAGAAUGUGCGUGGUUUAUUCGAUUUAAGUUUCUGUCUGAGUUGUUUACUUUUUAAUAAAAUAGUACGUAGGACGAAGCUAAUGACUGCUUCCCUCUACGUCUAUUGUAAGUUCAUG
Molecule: messenger RNA, 463 nt
Organism: Eutrema salsugineum
Lineage: Eukaryota; Viridiplantae; Streptophyta; Magnoliopsida; Brassicales; Brassicaceae
Product: defensin-like protein 205
Exons: 2
Coding region: 38-304 (88 amino acids)
Source: RefSeq, a predicted model, not a curated record